Messenger RNA from Aureobasidium subglaciale EXF-2481, 1943 nucleotides. RefSeq lists its product as uncharacterized. The record is from RefSeq and is a predicted model, not a curated record. NCBI's taxonomy places the organism in Eukaryota, Fungi, Ascomycota, Dothideomycetes, Dothideales, Saccotheciaceae. The transcript has 2 exons. The coding region runs from base 379 to 1659 and encodes 426 amino acids.
UGCAAAUCCCAGGCUGUCUUGUCUCUAGCCCCGAUCUGAUGCUGCAAGGCUUUUAUCUCCCCGGCCGCCCUCCCCAAUCUCAUCUUCCUUUUGACAUCUCUCAUCUCUCAUCUCUCGAGCAUUUGUUAUUAGACAAGCUCGGGUUCAAGUCUUCACCUCGAUCAACAAUCACAAUUCGACGACCAACACUCGACUCGCUGGUUAUCACCCCUCUUGCAUCUGCAUCUGAGAUCCCAGUACUACGGCAUUCUUUCAACCUACACAGCCAAUCGUUGCAGCCUUUGGCAUAAUUCUCCGAGACCCUUUCUCUCAAGGACCACUUUCGUGACCUUGCAAAUUCGGCAUAAUAUCCAUACAAGUCACACCGACAAUAUCACCAUGCCUCCACUCAGAACUAUCCCCGCUGCCAAGCCCGUCAAGACGGAGCGCACUCAUGAAGAGAACCAGGAGAGAGCAUACAUUGCCGCUUCUCGCCGCAGUGACCGCAGUCUCGAAGCCCGUGUUGAGUCGGCUCGUCGUGCAUCGGAGAUUCACAAGAGACGCACAGGCAGAUCUCUGCGUGUGACUGAGCAAGACGUUAUCAACGAGGAGAUGUACGAAGAGGAAGACGACGAUCUGCCCAUGCAGUACCGCCGCCUCACCGCUCAUCUUCAGACCUCCAACGCCGACUUCGAUCGUCGACUGGCCGCAUACCUCACCAACCACGUUGCCAUGCGCGCCGCACUUGGCCAGACUAUCGGCGACCAGUACAACCCCCAGCAAUACUCAAAUGCCCCUCAGUUCGCCAACCAGCUCGGUCGAUUCCCUCAGUCUUUCCCCAACCCCAUGCUUCCCCCUCAAAUGGCAAACAGAUCACCACAAACCUUCCGUGCGUCGCCUUAUCCCCAACAGGACUACCGACAGAACAUGCAUGGCCGCUCAGCAUCUAUCGCUACACCCCAGGAGCUGCAGAACAUGAACAACUUCCACCCAGCACAGAGCCCCAACGCUGCUUUCAUCAAGCCAGAGGACCGUCGCAUGUCUCUUCCUGUUCAGUCUCAGCAGACCGCUGCCAAUUCACCACCACAGUUGACCUCCGCAUCGCGAAGCUCAUCAUCCACCAGCCUCACCAAUCUGAAGCACGAGGCUGCCAAGCAGGGCAAUGGCCAAACUUCGCCUACCGGUCAGACUUCGCCGACGACUUAUCCUUCCUACAACAAUGCCACUCCCGCAUUCGACCCUAGCAUGAUGAACAUGAUGCCUUUCUCCACUUCGUUGCCAUACGAGUCUCAGCAAUUGCUUGGACCUGCUUUCGACCAGAAUGAUCCUUUCUCGCAAAUGCUCAUGGGCAAUUAUGGCCAGCAGCAAUCCCAACCUUUCUACACCUACAACCCCAACCCCUCAAAGUUCAAGGAUGGCAGCCCUUCCUUCGACGGCAUCAACCAGACUCUUGCCCCUGGCAUGCUUGACAACAAUAUGGACAAGUACAGUACGCCAAUGUCAGGUGCCGACUCUGUUCUUACACCAACAUUCGGCUACGACUCCAGCUUCGACCCCAUCAAGGGUUUCUCGCACAACAACGUUAGCGGAAUGACCACACCUGGCGAGAACGAUUGGGCGAGUCUUCUUGAUUCGAACGCAUGGGAUGACCAAAGCUCAAACUCUGCUACUGUCAACUGAGCAUACUUCUUGCUCUCGUUCCUUACUAAACUUCACUUCUAUUUACUGUAUAAGUUCACUCGGCUUUGGGGAUUCUGGUGUUUAAUGACACCUUUUGGAUAAUGGUUUUGGCUUCAAAAUGGGAGGAUAUCUAAUGGAUGGCGUCUAUGGCAUGAAAUAUGGGACAUGAAGGCUGGGCUUAGUGACGACUGAGCUUCACGAAUAUAAUGACACGACUGCUCAUCUUAACAGAGUGGUCAAUUUUUUCACCUCAUUGCUUACUUGAUCUUGAUAUCCUCUGUGUU